Molecule: messenger RNA, 4541 nt
Organism: Talpa occidentalis (Iberian mole)
Lineage: Eukaryota; Metazoa; Chordata; Mammalia; Eulipotyphla; Talpidae
Gene: CPAP
Product: centromere protein J
Exons: 18
Coding region: 315-4352 (1345 amino acids)
Biological process (GO): centriole elongation; cilium assembly
Cellular component (GO): centriole; centrosome; nucleus
Molecular function (GO): tubulin binding
Source: RefSeq, a predicted model, not a curated record
CUUGUUUGUGGCGGCUCUUUCAUAAGUGCUGGGGUGACUGGGUCUCUGGAUGGAGUGGACUGAGAGGUUCGGCGCCCACGGAGCGAUCAUAUAGAUUUCACCUGAUUGAUUUUUAUGGAAGCUUUUCAGAUAAGCCUGAACGAUAAUGAGAGUUUGCUUAGAAGAGACAACAGGAAUAACAGAAAAAGUCCUCUAAUCUUAGGCAUACAGCUCAUAUGUUUAAACCAGUGUAAUUACUACAGACAAAGGUGUUGGAAAUUAAUAGCUCUUCUAGCUUUUUUAUUAUUUAAAUAUAAUAGUGUCAUUGGACUAAAAUGUUUCUGAUGCCAACCUCUUCAGAGUUAAACUGUGGGCAGAACUUAACCCAGUGGAUGACCAAUCCUUCUCGAGCUGGGGUCAUUUUAAAUCGUGGAUUUCCUAUUUUGGAAGCAGAUGAAGAGAAGCAAGCAGCUGUGAACAUUUCUACAAGCUUUUCUAAUAGAGCCACACAUUUUUCAAAUAACUUCAGCUUUGUAAAUAAAGAAGAUUCAAUUCAUGAAGAACACAAGUUGGAGUCUAAUAGCCCUUACAAACUACAGUCACAUAAAUCUGAAACACAUACAGUCUUUCCUUUGACUAGAAAGGGGUCACAAGUAGUGACAUGUCAGGAUGCUCCCAGACACUGGGAAGAUAACAAAAAUGACUUUAACUCAAAUCUUGAGAGUGAAUUCAAAGAAGUGACAUAUAAGGACCCACUUUUUAUAAAGCUUGAACAGCUGAAAGAAGUACAGCAGAAGAAGCAGGAACAAUUGAAGAGGCAACAGUUAGAGCAACUGCAAAGACUCAUGGAAGAACAGGAGAAGCUGCUUACAAUGGUAUCAGGGCAACACUCAUUACCAGGUGUAACUCCACUGACUGAUGCUCAGAGCCAGACAAAUAGAUCACCAGGAAAUUCAGCCACAGAAGAGAAAACCAUGACCUACUUACCAUCAUAUAUAUACCAGAAUCAAAUCCAAGAAAAAAUGCACACUUCCAACAUUUUAUCUGAUGAACAAAACAACUUCUGUAGAACUACUCAUCCAGAUUUUGUCUUAACUUCAAAAAGUGAUGCUUUUCCCAGUUUGUUUUAUGCACAAUAUCAAGAAGCACUUGUGGAAAAAAAUGAUUUGAAGGAAGAAAACCAUCCUACAGGAGAAGGUACCUUGCCCUGUUGGGAGACAACAAUGGAACAGAUUCAGGAAGGGAAUGAUAUGAACUUAAAAAAAAUUGAUGGUUCAUCAGAAGUGGUUAAUAUUGAAGAAAGGCCUAUUAAAGCUGCUAUUAGAGAAAGGAAACAGACUUUUGAAGAAUUCUUAGAAGAACAAAUUCGGUUGGAAGAACAAGAAUUGAAACAAAAACAGAUAAGGGAGGCAGAAGGAUCAUUGCUAAUCAAAGCAAAACCAAAACAACCAUUCUUGAAACGAGGAGAAGGUUUAGCUAGAUUUACUAAUGCUAAAUCUAAGUUUCAAAAAGGGAGAGAAGGUAUACUAGCAAGUAACCCGAAUGUUCCAAAGGAUCAGCCUGUGUUUAAAACAGAUAAGCAGCAAUUCCAGCGUAAAACUGCUCUUAUAAAUAAAGAACUGUGUACAGAGAACCCUCCUAUUAAAAAGAACAACAUUAGAACUAAGAGUGGCUCUGUCCUACUCAAUCAGAAGCCAAAAGUGCUUAAGAGUAACAUUAGGAAAAGUCUCUCUCCAUCAGGAUUAAACAUAUCAAUGGUAAGGAAAUGUGAUGGGCAGUUCAGAGACCAGAGCAAAUUAGGGAAAAAAGCUGAAUCCAAUAAUAAUGAAAAUGUAGCUGAGUGUAUAAAACCUUGUGAUAUUGGUUGCAAAGUCUGGAAUAAAACACACAGUAAGGACAAACUUCCUCUUUCAGUAGGGCUAGUCAGCUGCAUGUCUUCUACAAGCCAGAUAAGUGAGGGUGUGAAAGAGUCAGAAUCUUCUAUUGAUAUUUCUCUUCAGAAAAAGUUAGAGAACUGGGAACGAGAAAAAGAAAAAGAAAAUUUGGAAUUAGAUGAAUUUUUGUUUUUAGAACAAGCUGCUGAUGAAAUUUCAUUUUCCAGUAAUUCCUCAUUUGUACUGAAGAUUUUAGAGAGGGACCAACAAAUCUGCAAAGGGCACCGGCUGUCUUCUACCCCUGUCAAAGCUGUGCAGCAAGAGAACACAAUGACAAUAGGUCCCAUUAAUCAGUGUAAUCAAAAUGAGCAUACAGACCACACUGAAUGUGAAAAUAAGAGUGAAUGUGAGCUCACACAUAAACAGCUUGAUUCAUCAUCCUCACCUGAUGGACUGAGGGAACAGUCUUUUAAAAUCAGUAGGAAAGCAUUACAAAUGGCUACUUCUGAGAAUCAAACUGGAUGGAAUGCAAAUGAUGAUGGUGAUAUGAACAGUGAGAGUAGCACUGAUUCUGAGGAACAACUUGAUGUUACCAUAAAACCAUCAACUGAGGAUAAGGAAAGAGCUUUCAGCAGCAGCAGAGAAGAUAGUCCACAAGUCUGUGAUGGUAAGGGUCCUUUUAGGGACACUGAGACUCAAGAAGAAGAUAAAAGAGAUGAUUUAGAUUUGAGUGAUAAGGAUUAUGGUAGUGAUGAGUCUCUCAUAUCAGAAAGCUUGAAAAAUAAAAUUUCUGAGUCUUCAUUUCAAAGUAUGAAUAAAAUUGACUUUGAUGAUGAAAGAACUUGGACUGACCUUGAAGAAAAUUCACUUAAGCAUGAUGUUAAUUUUGGGCAUGAAGCCAGUUAUGGGGCUUCCCAGACAACCUGCCCUAAGAAGGGUGAAAUGUGCGUACUAGAUAAAACAAUAAAAAGGAAGGUUGCACCAGUCAAGAAGGGAGAAGACUUGAGCAAAUCCAGUAGGAGCACAAGUCCUCCAACAUCAGAUCUGAUGAUGAAACUCUUCCCUUCUUUGAAACCUAAAGCAAAAUCAGAAUCACACUUGGGAAAUGAACCCAAGUUAAACAUAAGUCAAGAGCAACUCCCUGGUGACAAUGCUCGCUCUCAAGUUUUGAGAGAGAAAGUUAUUGAAUUGGAAACAGAAAUAGAAAAAUUUAAAGCUGAGAACACAUCACUAACUAAACUUCGCAUUGAAAGAGAAAAUUCCUUGGAAAAACUCAGGAAAGAAAUUGCAGACUUUGAACAACAAAAAGCAAAAGAAUUGACUCGAAUAGAAGAGUUUAAAAAGGAGGAAAUGAGGAAGUUGCAAAAGGAACGCAGAGUCUUUGAAAAGUAUAGUACAGUUGUAAGAGCUUUUCCAGAUAAAAAGGAACGUGAAGAAAUACAGGCUUUGAAACAACAGAUAACAGACUUACAGGAAGAUUUGAAAAGAAAGGAAGCAAAAUGGUCAAGUACACAUGGUCGUCUUAGAAGUCAGAUAGAAAUGUUGGUCAAAGAGAACACAGACCUCCGAGAAGAAAUUAAAAUGAUGGAAAGAUUCCGGCUAGAUGCCUGGAAGAAAGCAGAAGCAACUGAGAGCAACACCAAGUUGGGUCAGUGCGUGACUACCAUGAAAAAAGAUGGGUCCAUGAAUUCAUCAGUUCGAUUUCAAAAGAAUCAAAUUUCUUCAGGAGCCCAGGCAGAAAAGAACAAGAAAAACCAUUUGCCAACACAAGGCAAUCCAUCUCGAAGAUCCAAGUCUGUGCCUUGUCGUGAUUUAGGCAAUUCUGAUAAGGGACAAACUGCUUUACCCAGGGAACCCCCUGAACCGGUAGACUUCCCAAACCAUGAAUAUAAAGAGGAGGAUGAAAAAGAGGAAAAUGAAGAAGAAAUUCAAGGAGAAAUCAGCCAUCCUGAUGGAAAGAUAGAAAAGGUCUAUAAGAAUGGGUGUCAUGUUAUAUUGUUCCCAAAUGGAACUCGGAAAGAAGUGAGUGCAGAUGGGAGGACCAUCACUGUCACUUUCUUUAAUGGUGAUAUGAAGCAGGUCAUGCCAGAUGAACGAGUGAUUUACUACUAUGCGGCUGCGCAGACCACUCAUACGACCUACCCAGAAGGGCUCGAAGUCCUACAUUUCUCAAGUGGACAAAUAGAAAAACAUUUCCCAGAUGGAAGGAAAGAAAUCACAUUUCCUGACCAGACUAUCAAAAACUUAUUUGCUGAUGGACAAGAAGAAAGCAUUUUCCCAGAUGGUACAGUUGUCAGAGUACAAAGAGAUGGCAACAAAAUCAUAGAGUUUAAUAAUGGCCAAAGAGAACUACAUACUGCCCAGUUCAAGAGACGGGAAUAUCCAGAUGGUACUGUUAAAACUGUAUAUACAAAUGGUCAUCAAGAAACAAAAUAUACAUCUGGUCGAGUAAGAGUUAAAGACAAGGAUGGUAAUAUUUUAAUGGAUACAAAAUUAUAAUGAUCCUUGUGUGAGUAAUCAUGAAAUAACACUAACUUGAUUUUCUUAUUGAAAAAUAUACAUUCCUGUGGGUUUUGUUAAUUUAUAGAUACUGUGUGUGUGUAUGUACAUGUGGAAAAGAUUAUGUUUGAACUCUAAAAUAAAACUUUACAGCUUAUUUUUAAUUCACCUUUUUGUCUUUGUAUGGUU